CCGCGCGCACGGACCUCGCUCAAACGCCUCAGAUGAAGGAAUACGAAUAGUAGUUUCUACAGGCGGCGCUUUUUUCCCCUUCUUCUCCAUUUUGAUAAGGAAAAAAAAAAGUUAAUAAAAACAAAUUCAUAAAACACUGUUACACCAUCUGGAGUUUUCUGUCAGAAAUUCUGGAGAAAAAAAAAAAAAAAAUACAUGGACAAAAUUGAACGUGAACAAGCCUCCCUACUUCUUUCAACGUUCCCGAAGACACCUCGCCCGGCGGGGAGGACUUAUUGAGGGUCUUUAUUGCUGUUAUGCAGCAAGCCGCCGAGCAGUUUUAACGCGUGUGCGUGAUCAUUUCGGUUUCACUAUGGCAUGGGAGCCGCGUCAGUAAUGGCGGCGACGGCGGGGCGCACUUCACCCUGCGCAUCAACUCAGUGCAGUCCGUGAUUUGACCUGGAUUAUUUAAACCUCACUGCUAAUCUCGCAAAUUGGCUAAGAGAGUCGUAGAGAUAAAAGUGUGAGUGAAGCUUACGCAGUAGGAGUGGGGAGGAGGGGAAGGAGACAGUGGAAGUUGUGAGAAAUGAGGAGGAAACGCGACUCGAUGGCCGCUCCUACCCUCUCCGUAGGCGUGGACAGCCCGUUUAAAUUUAGUCGAAACCUGUUUUGUAACCAGUUUUUUGCUCUUUAAACGACACGUUGAUGUUACAGGACGGGAUGGAGGGUUUGUGAGGCGGGACACGCAGGAUGGGUCUUGUGAAGCACCGCUGAUCUCUGCACCAACUUUAGAGAACUUCUCAAAAGUGGAGCAGCAUGGCGCUUUUUGGUCGGAGGAGCCGCUCUAAGCUUAUGCUCUUCAUUUUUGGCGUCUGCGUGGUCGGAUAUGUGAUAUUUUCCAGGAACUCGGAGGUGGAGGCGCCCAUCAAGCGGGGAAUUUCUACGCACGAAUACCGCGACAAGGACGACGAGGCACUAAAAAGACCGGUUUAUGACAAGCCCCCGCUCGAUUUAAACGCUCUGGGUGAGAUGGGCAGAGCGGUCAAACUGGACUUGAACGACGAGGAGCAGCGAAAGCAGGAGGAAAGUAUAAAAAAGCACCAGAUCAACACGUAUCUGAGCGACAGGAUCUCCCUCCACCGCAGGCUGCCUGAACGCUGGAACCCGCUUUGCAGAGAUCUCAAGUAUGAUUACCGCAACCUGCCCUCCACAUCGGUGGUGAUUGCUUUCUACAAUGAAGCAUGGUCCACGCUACUGCGUACUGUGCACAGCGUGCUGGAGACCUCACCAGAUGUGCUGCUGCGUGAGAUCAUCCUGGUUGAUGACUACAGUGACCAAGAACACUUGAAACAGCCUCUUGAGGAUUACAUCUCCAAGCUGCAGAAAGUGCGACUCAUCCGUGCUAGGAAGAGGGAAGGUUUGGUGAGGGCACGACUCCUGGGGGCCUCCAUCGCUACAGGGCAUGUGCUCACGUUCCUGGACUGCCACUGUGAGUGCCAUGAGGGCUGGCUAGAACCCCUUCUCCACAGGAUAAAGGAGGAGGAGACGGCUGUGGUAUGCCCUGUUAUAGAUGUGAUUGACUGGAACACCUUCCAGUAUCUGGGCAACUCUGGAGAACCCCAGAUUGGUGGCUUUGAUUGGCGGCUGGUGUUUACCUGGCAUCCGAUUCCUGAGUACGAGCAGAAGAGGCGACGGUCCCAAACCGACGUUAUCAGGUCUCCCACAAUGGCUGGUGGCCUGUUUGCUGUCAGUAAGAACUACUUCCAGUACCUAGGCACAUACGAUACAGGAAUGGAGGUGUGGGGAGGGGAGAACCUGGAAUUCUCCUUCAGGAUUUGGCAGUGUGGAGGCAGCCUGGAGAUCCACCCCUGCUCCCAUGUGGGACAUGUGUUUCCUAAGAAGGCCCCUUACUCUCGCAGCAAGGCCCUUGCCAACAGUGUGCGUGCUGCUGAGGUCUGGAUGGAUGGGUAUAAGGAGCUGUACUAUCACCGCAACCCCCAUGCUCGUCUGGAGGCUUUCGGAGAUGUGACCUCCAGGAGGAAGCUCAGGCAGCAGCUGGGUUGCAAGGAUUUCAAGUGGUACCUGGAGAAUGUCUACCCUGACUUAAAUGUCCCAGAAGACCAGCCAGGGAUGUUUGGCAUGCUGAAGAACAAAGGGAUGCAAAACCACUGCUUUGAUUACAACCCCCCUGAAGAACACAAAGUGGUGGGUCAUCGAGUCAUUCUUUAUCCGUGCCAUGGCAUGGGUCAGAACCAGUUCUUUGAGUACUCCAGUCAGAACGAGAUUCGGUACAACACGCGAGAACCAUCAGGCUGCGUCACGGUGGACUCUGGGACUGAUUACCUGACGGUGCAGCUGUGCAGCAAGCCCAGACAGCCUGUGCCUGAAGAACACAAGUUUGUUCUGAAAGAGGAUGGCACCCUCUACCAUGUGGUGACAAACAAGUGUGUGGAGGCUGUGCAGAAGUCCAAUAGUGGUGGGCCUGCUCCAGUCCUCAGGCCCUGCUCUGACUCUAUCUAUCAGAAGUGGUUCUUCAUGGAGAGGACAUAGCCCAGCAGUUGGGUUGAGAGCAUGGGACACAGGCUAAGCUUGGGACAUCCUGCUGCUGAUCUCCAGUGGUAUCCUGAAAGGUAGCUCAGAUGACAGUGUCCUUGGCCUGUGUUCCCUGACACUACUUCUCCUGGCAGGUCUAUUGAAAUAAGGAGAAAGAUUCUGUGGAUAACGUAAUCGGAGCAAAGUGACCAUAAGUUUACAGUCUUAAGAACUGAUUUUUCUAUGAAGUGCACUGUGAUGGGCAUGAAGGACAAUGAUGUUGGCAUUAAUUACAGUCUCAACAUUUCAUGUCUUAUUACCCAUUUUCUUUACUGCAGUUUGGAGUACAGCUACUGUUGUGCUGCUUUUUUUGCACGACAUUGUCUUUGCUUGUUCUUUUGAAGUCUACUUCUUUUUUAGACUCACCUGUCUUUGGAAAACAGCCUGCUGCGAGAUAUUUUUGGAGAUGGAAUGAAUGGUGAGCCACCCACAGUAGACCAUUAGUUUAUCAUGUCAGGGUAGAACUCCGAUUUUAAAAAUAACCCCUAGGUGGCGGUGAUGUCAAUAUUUUUUGUUUAGGCUCACGUUAAGUCCUUGGAUUGUUAAUGAUACAUACAUCGUGGGGGGGCUUACUUUCUUUGGAAGACAAGAGGUUUAAACUUUUGCAAAAGACUACUACUACUAGAGUACUCAGUGGGAAGGGUUGUUCUUUUAUAGUCCUUACAUGACUUUUACUACUGAGCUUCUGCUGAAUAAUAAGAAAAGAGUGAUUAAUUUGGGAAAUUGGGCUGCUAGGGCUAUGAUAAUGAAGGUUUUCUCUUUCAACCAGACUGAUAGACACACAAAAGAUGAUUGAACAGUGAAGGGAAUAUACAAUGUGAUGCAGACACAGCUUAUAUAAAACUAUAUAUAUAUAUAAAAUAUGUUGAAGUGCCGUUAGAGAAUUGAUCAGCUGUUGUAUUCAGUUGCUGCAAAAUAACUUGUUUUAUAUUUGAUUCUCUGAAGAGAAAUUCGGUUAAGGUGGUGCGACAGCAAGAAACUGGAAAGCCAUUAACUGUCCAAUAUUACCCAGAGUCCUGUCUCUGCAGUUCUUUGAGUACUCCAGCCAGAACAAGGUCCACUAGAACAUGCAAAAGGGUUUUUUUUUCCUAAAUUUAACAGAAUGAUCAACUUGACCAUCAGUUUUAAAGAUGAUCCUUUCUCUUGAUUCCUUGAAACAAAUAUUGUACAGACUAAGUGCCUUUUUUCCCCCAAGUCUGAGGAUAACUUAAUCCUGCACUCCUCAACUCUGAUUAUUUGAUAAAUAUUUUUAAACCAUAAUUUAUUAUGGUGCUAAGAUAUUCAGACUUUAUUUGGCUGACAUCUCAAAACCUCACUGUGCUCCCUGUGCAUUAGCACACAUACAGGAAAUGAGGGAGAAGCCACACCCAUUGUGGCUUCCAGCAUUUUAGAUGGAUUUUUUUUUUUUUAAAAAUGGUUAUAAGAUUGUGUAGAGGGUGAAGUGGGUAGUUCCUUACAAUUAUGCUAAUCUCUGCUGGGAGAGCUCACUUGUAGAAAGCAGAACCCGCAGCACCUCACAACCUCUAAAAGCAAUUUCAAUGCUGUCUGCUAAUGUACUGCUGCAGUGUGAUGCAAAAAGAAACCCAUUUGUUUCAUGUGGAGAGGACAUAGAAAUGGUGUACAGUUCAUGUUCUGUGUUUGCAGGCUGCACAUUUUCAGAUACUUUGUCACUGUUUUCUAGUAAGAAGUGCAUAGUACCCCAUCCAAGUAUGGUGUAUACAGAUUUGAAGUUUGGAAUAAUAUAAAUCAGCAUGCUGGAAUUCAUCUGCAGGCGGACUAAUUAUUUAUAACACUGGUGUUCAAGUGACCUUAU
Molecule: messenger RNA, 4384 nt
Organism: Scleropages formosus (Asian bonytongue)
Lineage: Eukaryota; Metazoa; Chordata; Actinopteri; Osteoglossiformes; Osteoglossidae
Gene: galnt12
Product: UDP-N-acetyl-alpha-D-galactosamine:polypeptide N-acetylgalactosaminyltransferase 12
Exons: 10
Coding region: 796-2529 (577 amino acids)
Biological process (GO): protein O-linked glycosylation
Cellular component (GO): Golgi apparatus
Molecular function (GO): polypeptide N-acetylgalactosaminyltransferase activity
Source: RefSeq, a predicted model, not a curated record